GUUGUGUGUUAACUCUAGAGAAAUAAAAAACGUGAAUCUAACAAUUACAAACUAGCAACAGCGAAUAGAGUUCAAAUCAAGUGUCCAAACCAAACCUUUUCGUUUAAAACCAAAACUCACGAAUGGAGUGAUAGAGUAAUAAUCAGACAUGCGCUGUGUAGCGGUUAUUCAAAAAAAAGCAAUGAAGUGAGAAAUUCGAUUAUCGAUGAAGUGCAGAUCGGUGGCGUGCAUAUGGUCCGGCACGCCGUUUCCUCACCGCGUCACCGCCGUCGCCGCUUUGACGGAACCACCGACGCCAACCUUUUACACAGCCGGAUCGGAUGGCUCCAUCAUCUGGUGGACCAUCUCCAGUUCCGCUUCCACACCGGAAGUUAAGGCGGUGGGCGUGCUGUGCGGUCACGGCGCACCGGUUACCGAUCUCGCCGUAUGUAGGCCAAUUGCAGAUGCAGGAAACGGUUAUACUUCGAGUGCAAGUAAGUUCAGUGCGUUGAUAAGUGCGUGCUGUGAUGGUUUUCUGUGUGUGUGGAGCAAGAACAGUGGCCAUUGCCGGUGCCGGAGGAAAUUGCCGCCUUGGGUUGGCACUCCUCGUUUAAUUAGAACCUUGCCUUCGACACCGAGAUAUGUGUGUAUAGCGUGUUCUUUAGAGGGGAAUGAAGGAUUAAUUGAUAGAGAAACUCAGCCUAGGAAGCCUCCUAAAUGCACUGUUCUUAUUGUGGACUCCUAUUCGCUUUCCAUUACUCAAACUGUGUUUCAUGGAAGUCUAUCCAUUGGUCCAAUUAAGUUUAUGGCACUGGUGUUGGGUGAUGACGAGAAGAGAAACUCUGUGUUUGUGGCUGAUUCGGCUGGGAGGCAGCAGAUGGUUCCGAUAUCAGAGGAUCGAGGGGAGAGCUUGGCGGGUUCACUUGGUGAUAAAGGUCAAUUGGAGACCUCUUUUUUCGACGAGGAAUUGAGUAGUGUGGAGCAGAUUGUUUCGGUUUUAACCUAUGGGAAUGUUGUUGCUUCAAUAUUGGAAGAUCGGUGUGUCUUCAGGUUACUGAAUCAUAGUGUGAUUGGAGAAGUUUCUUUUGUGGAUAGCUUAUUCAGUUUGGAUCACGGUUCUAUUCAAACACAUGCUGUUGGUGGCAUUUUUCUUGAGAAUGAUGAUGUGGAGAAUGUGUGCAACGGCAACGAAUAUGGAAACUCGAUUACAGUACGAUUUGUUGUGUGGAAUAAUGUAGGUUAUGCAGUUAUAUAUAAUGUAUUGUAUCAGAAUGAUGUUUUCCAAUGUGAACCUCUUUCUGAGAUUCCUGGUACUCGUUAUCAACCUGAUAUGAGAUUAUCUGUUUUUUUUCAACAAGUAAGUCAAUAUCUUGUAUGCAUCAAGUCAAUUUGCUAUAAUUACGAGGACCCUUUACUAUGGAGACCACUUGCCACAAUGUGGUCAUUGCAUGAUUUUAGUGAUGAACCUGGUAGAUUGUAUCGUCAAUGCAGAAUGGUCGGUGAUGAUGUAUCUUUCACUGGCUGGUUUGAGAAAUCGACUCAGCUCAAGGGACUCGAUGUACUUGAGACUACUUCUACUUUUGGUGUGAGUCCAAGUUCUGAUAUUGUAGACAACAAACAAGCUGGUACUGGAACUAAUUGUUAUGCUUACAAAGGGAAGGUCGUUUCUUCCUCCAUGAUCAUCUCCGAGAACCUCUUUACUCCUUAUGCUGUUGUAUACGGUUUUUUAAGUGGAGAAAUAGAGGUUGUAAGGUUUGGUUUGUUUCAAGGGAUUUGCUUGGAUGAUACAAGUUCCAAUCCUGAUGAAAAGCCAACUGCUUGCAAACAGUUUUUCUCAGGACAUACAGGUGCUGUACUUUGUUUGGCAGCACAUCAAAUGAUGGGUAGUGCCAAAAGCUGGAAUUUUAAGCAGGUUUUGGUGUCUGGAAGUAUGGAUUGCACGAUUCGAAUAUGGGAUCUUGACACUGGCAGUCUUAUCAUGGUAAUGCAUCAUCAUGUGGCUCCUGUCCGUCAAAUUAUUCUUGCUCCAUCUUUGACUGUGCAUCCUUGGAGUAAUUGUUUCCUUUCAGUAGGAGAGGAUGCAUGUGUUGCUCUUAUUUCUCUAGAGACUCUGCGAGUGGAGAGAAUCUUUCCUGGACAUAUGAACUAUCCUUCUAAAGUUUUAUGGGAUGGAGCAAGAGGUUAUAUUUCCUGUCUCUGUCAAACACAUUACGGAACUUCUGAUGCUACUGAUGUAUUAUACAUUUGGGAUGUAAAGACAGGUUCACGUGAGCGAGUCCUACUUGGGACAGCUGCACAUUCAAUGUUUGAUAAUUUUUGUAAAAGCAUCAGCAAGAAUUCCGUAUCUGGCACAUUGCUGAAUGGAAACACAUCAGUCUCUUCCUUACUCCUUCCGAUAGUUGAUGAUGCAAGGUUCUCUAACUCCCCCUUAAAUCGUUCAGACAACUUGCUUACUUCAUCAAGGUCGUCACCAAAUAUUUCAAAUAUGACUGAGCUGAAUUCUUCCAAAACAAAUGCAGGUAAAGAAAUUUCAGUGAAGCCACAUUCAUCCUCUCAAAUUGGUCUUUUGAGUAGCAAGCUUCCUAUCAAAUGCGCUUGCCCUUUCCCAGGGAUAGUGUCUCUGUGUUUUGAUCUUGCAUCCUUGAUGUUCUUAUUUCAAAAGAAUGAGUCCAUUGAAAAUGGUGGUGGCAAGCCAGUCAAUAUCAAUUUGAAGCAGCAGGGAGUCCAGGAGCAAAAUCCCAGCUACCAUAAUGCAGAAACUUUAGAGGGGCAUGACUUGGUUAACCUAUUUGAAGAAUACUUACUUCGAUAUAGCUUGUCAUAUCUACAUUCUUGGAGUGUAGACAUAGAGCUUGAUAAUUUGUUGAUAAGUGACAUGAAGCUGAUGAGACCAGAAAACUUCAUCGUAGCUUCUGGUCUGCAGGGGGAUAAAGGAUCAUUGACAUUGACAUUUCCUACUCAGAGUGCUAAUCUUGAGCUCUGGAAAUCAUCAUCCGAGUUUUGUGCAAUGAGAUCGUUGACAAUGGUGUCCCUUGCCCAACGUUUGAUUAGCUUGUCUCACUCUGGUUCGGCAGCCAGCAGUUCAAACCUCAAAGAUGUCCGAUACACAGAAAACUCGACCCACCACAAAGUUCAGCACAAAGGAGAUUGUAAAAUUAAGGGGGUUGCUGGACACAAUAACAAAACCUGCAGACUCAGUGCUUUAGCAGCCUUUUAUACUCGGAAUUUCUUGGAAAAUUUUCCAGAUGUGAAGCCACCUUCAUUACAGCUCUUGGUGGCUUUUUGGCAAGAUGAAAGUGAACAUGUGCGUAUGGCUGCACGCUCUAUAUUUCACUGUGCUGCCUCUCAUGUUAUUCCUCUACCUCUAUGCAAUUUGAAACCUACUGAGUCAAACGAUAUGAGUUUCCAUACUGGAAGUCGAGACAGGCAUAACCUAGGAAACAAGCGGGAAGAGAGUAUAUCUCCUAAGGUAGAAAAACAAGGAGUUUCCCAAGAUGAGGAAUCCAAGAUACUUGCUUGGCUAGAAUCAUUUGAAGUGCAAGAUUGGAUUUCUUGUGUUGGUGGAACUAGUCAGGAUGCAAUGACAUCUCACAUUAUUGUUGCUGGUGCACUGGCUAUCUGGUAUCCUAGUCUUGUAAAGCCAAGUCUUUCCAGGCUUGUUGUUCAUCCAUUAAUGAAGUUGGCUAUGGCUAUGAACGAGAAGUAUAGCUCCACUGCUGCUGAGCUCCUUGCAGAGGGCAUGGAAAGUACAUGGAAAGAAUGCAUUGUCUCUGAGAUUCCUCGUCUGAUUGGGGAUAUUUUUUUCCAAGUAGAGUUGAGUGGCCCAUCUUCCAAGUCAGUGAAAGAAAUAUCGGAUGCAUCUUUUUCUAUUAAAAAGACAUUGGUGGAGGUUCUUCUUCCAAGUUUGGCUAUGGCUGAUAUAACAGGCUUUUUGGCUGUGAUUGAAAGCCAAAUUUGGUCUACUGCAUCUGAUUCACCUGUCCACAUGGUGUCCUUGUUGACUCUCAUAAGGAUCAUGCGUGGUUCUCCAAAGAAUUUGGCUCAAUACCUUGACAAGGUGGUCAACUUCAUUUUACAGACUAUAGAUCCUAGCAACUCAGUCAUGCGGAAGGCAUGCUUCCAAAGUUCAAUGACAACUUUCAAGGAACUUGUACGUGUAUAUCCCAUGGUGGCUGUCAAUGAUUCAUGGACCAAACUAGCAGUUGGAGAUGUGAUUAGAGAAGUUAACAACGCAAACAUCAGGGUUUAUGAUAUGCAAAGUGUGACAAUGAUAAAGGUUUUAGAUGCAAGUGGGCCUCCUGGACUUCCAACUCUACUCCCAGCAUCAUUAUCAGGAACAAUGUUGACCACUGCUAUUUCAGCACUGAGCUUUUCACCAGAUGGAGAGGGGCUGGUGGCUUUUUCCGAACAUGGACUACUGAUUAGAUGGUGGUCACUGGGAUCUUUCUGGUGGGAGAAACUCAGCCGGAACUUUGUUCCUGUCCAGUGCACCAAACUAAUAUUUGUUCCUCCUUGGGAAGGAUUUUCUCCUAAUUCUUCAAGAACAAGCAUAAUGGCCAAUAUUUUGGAAACUGACAGGCUGCAGAACUUUCAGGAUAAUGCGAGGGAUUCAAAUCACGGGGACAGUCCAAAACAAUUGCUUCAUAAUUUGGAUCUCUCCUAUAGACUAGAAUGGGUUGAGGGGCGGAAAGUACUUCUUACAAGACACGGUCAUGAAUUGGGCACUUUUCAGUUAUAAGCGUCUACUAGUACCGAUUCUUAGAAAUUCUUGCUGAGAAUUUUCAUUGAUUCCAUAAUUUAGUUGAGGCUGUCAUGAAACAACACUAUAGCUUCUAUAGCCAGCCCAAACUAGCAACAGAAGAUUUUUUGCUAGCUAUACUAGCAUAGUAAUUGAAAAGUUAUUAUGUGGAGCUCCUAUAAUUUGAGACACAGCCUUUGGAGGAUUUUUAAAGAACAGCUUGAUGAUAUCACUAUAAGGAGCCAAUUGGAUGUCCGUAGUAUGAGUUGAGAUACUUUGGCUAUCUUUUGGAUGAAAUACUGGGAAAAGGAAGAAGUAAGCCUUUCAAUAUAGGAACUACGAACUUAUUUGCAUUUGGGGUGCCAAGUAAUUACUAAGUUAUUCAAAAUGAUUAACCAUUCCGGUUGACUAUUUGGUCUCAUAAGUUAAGUAGUUUCUGAAGUCCCCGAAGAAUAAUCUUGAAAAAUUAGUCUUCACAUAUUGUGUAAUCUUUAUAUGGACAGAAAUUACGUUGAUCUCUCCCCAAUUUUUCGGAGAGCAUCCCCUUAAAUUUUGUAUAGAUCUCUGGCUUCUCAUGCAAUUUGAGUAUUUUUUUUUCUUUU
Molecule: messenger RNA, 5319 nt
Organism: Vigna angularis (adzuki bean)
Lineage: Eukaryota; Viridiplantae; Streptophyta; Magnoliopsida; Fabales; Fabaceae
Exons: 10
Coding region: 206-4717 (1503 amino acids)
Cellular component (GO): cytoplasm
Molecular function (GO): protein binding
Source: RefSeq, a predicted model, not a curated record